Messenger RNA from Anisakis simplex (herring worm), 213 nucleotides. The record is from the annotation of a GenBank genome assembly. Lineage: Eukaryota; Metazoa; Nematoda; Chromadorea; Rhabditida; Anisakidae.
AUGCUACAAGGACUGUCGUGCUCAAAAAGGGCUGAAGAUAUCAAACGGGUGAUUCCACGUUCACUGAAUGUCUUCCGAAUGCCGCCCAAUCCGAAAUAUUUCGUACCGCCAUUCUCGUUCAUAGCAGCUUAUCCAGAAGGGAGUCAAUUCAUGGCUGAUUACCUAGAGGCAGACUUAACUGAAAUAAUGAGCUCAGACAAUUUCGAAGAAUAC